Molecule: messenger RNA, 1116 nt
Organism: Zalophus californianus (California sea lion)
Lineage: Eukaryota; Metazoa; Chordata; Mammalia; Carnivora; Otariidae
Gene: ADI1
Product: acireductone dioxygenase 1
Exons: 4
Coding region: 134-673 (179 amino acids)
Molecular function (GO): acireductone dioxygenase [iron(II)-requiring] activity
Source: RefSeq, a predicted model, not a curated record
CCGCCCCGGGAGAAGGGCCCUCCCCGCGCUGCGCGCUCCCGCUUCCUCCACCGCCUCCCGUAGCCGCCGGCCAGGGUCAGGGGCGGGGGCCGGGCGGGCGUGCAGGGGGUGCUCGCGGCGCCCCGGGUCCGCCAUGGUGGAGGCCUGGUACAUGGACGAGUCCGCCGACGACCCGAGGCGGCCCCACCGCGCCGAGCCCAGCCGCCCGGUCGGCCUGGAGCAGCUGCGCCAGCUCGGGGUUCUUUACUGGAAGUUGGAUGCUGACAAAUAUGAGAAUGAUCCAGAAUUAGAAAAGAUCCGAAAAGAGAGAAACUAUUCCUGGAUGGACAUAAUAACCAUAUGCAAGGAUAAACUACCAAAUUAUGAAGAAAAGACGAAGAUGUUCUAUGAGGAGCACCUGCACCUGGACGAUGAGAUCCGCUACGUCCUGGACGGCGGCGGGUACUUCGACGUGCGCGACAAGGACGACAAGUGGAUCCGCAUUUCCAUGCAGAAAGGGGACCUGAUAACUCUUCCCGCGGGCAUCUAUCACCGCUUCACGCUGGACGAGAGGGACUACGUGAAGGCCAUGCGGCUGUUUGUGGGCGACCCCGUGUGGACGGCGUACAACCGGCCCGCCGACCAUGUGGAGGCUCGCGGGCGGUACGUGGCGUCCUUGGCGCAGACAGCCUAGCGGCGCUCGGGCUCCGGGCUCGAGCCUCGCCCUCGGGAGCGUCCUGGAUCCCAGCGGAGCGCGUCCUGGCUCCUCCUGCACGUGGCGGGCGUGGGGCUGCCUGAGCUUCCUUGGCACGGGGCGUUGGCCGUGUGUGUAAUGGAAGAGCUUUAUUACAAGAGUGGUUUUCGCGUGGGAGCCGCUCUGGGACCGGGGGCAGUUGGAGAUCAGCCCGAACGAGGGUCCUCGCCCCGAGUGUGUGAGUGCGGGGCUGCGCCGUCCCGACCCCGCCCUUCGGCUGCAAGCAGACGCGUGCCCGCGCGGGGCGUGCCCCGGGACAGGUGUCAGGGAGACACGGCGACCGGCCGGACGAAGACUCUGUUCUCCCGGAGCUGGGUGGGGAGUGCCGUCGGAGGCGAAGUCUCUCCUGGUAGUGGGUGGGGGGGGGGUGCUCGGAGCUGCUC